Cantharellus anzutake is the source of this 1169-nucleotide messenger RNA. Its product is annotated as cyclin-like protein. Bases 1 to 1032 code for a protein of 343 amino acids. Gene Ontology annotation, biological process: regulation of cyclin-dependent protein serine/threonine kinase activity; regulation of transcription by RNA polymerase II. The transcript is spliced from 5 exons. Gene Ontology annotation, molecular function: cyclin-dependent protein serine/threonine kinase regulator activity. Lineage: Eukaryota; Fungi; Basidiomycota; Agaricomycetes; Cantharellales; Hydnaceae. Gene Ontology annotation, cellular component: transcription factor TFIIK complex; nucleus. The record is from RefSeq and is a predicted model, not a curated record.
AUGUCGCCAGAGUCGCAAUCGUCGUCUCGGUCGCUUUAUGAACACUCCACUCAACAUCAGCACUGGAAUUUGUCUCAUGAAGAGCUUCAAGAGAAGCGUGCGCAACUGAAUGGUGGUUCCGUUCAAACCAUUCGAUCCACAUUUGAAGCUGACGAUCCAGGUUCCUCAGCAAAUAUUCAAUUUCUUACCCCCGAAGAUGAACUUAUCUUGGUGAAACUUUACAUGACAAAGAUUGGACAGUUAUGCGCCCAUUUUCGAAUGCCUGAAGUUGUCGAGGCUACUGCGUGCACCUAUCUCCGAAGGUUCUAUUUACGAAACACAGUUAUGGACUGGCACCCUAAAAAUGUUAUGCUAACUACAAUCUUUCUGGCGACAAAGACUACCAACAACCCUAUUCCGUUGGAGACUUAUGUCUCACACAUCCCGAAGACAACCCCAUCCGAUGUUCUAGAUCUCGAGUUUCUAGUGGCUCAGAGUCUAGGAUUCGAGUUCGUGGUGUGGCACGCUCACAGAGCUCUUUGGGGCAUCUACCUCGACGCCCAAACACUUCAGAAUAUACCUUUCAAAACUUUGCACGAAGCCUACAUUGCUGCCGUUGGUGGCGUUCGCAUCUCCCGCCUCACUGAUGUGGAACUCAUUUACUCCCCAUCCCAAAUCGCGCUCGCCUGCUUGCACGCUGUUGCUCCUGAAAUUGCUGAGCAAUGGGCGACAGCAAAAGGGGAGCAAGAUGUUAUCUCCGUUCUACCCGGAAUCAACGCCAUUAUACAAGAUGAGGGUGUAGUACCUGAUUUAGAGACUGUGCGGGAGAUUGACAAACGAUUGAAGAUAUGCAAGAACCCCGAGAAAGUUGUUGGCAGUAAAGCAUAUCUCAAAAAGCAGGCAGAAGAGGAGGUAAAGGGGAGAGAAAAAAGAGAGAGAAAGGCAGCAGAAAUCCGUGCAGCAGAAGCGGUUCGCGAUCCAUUCAGCGAUGACCUCGCUGUUGGAGCAACGCCCACCUUGAUGGAACGGUCGCUGGACGAUGACGACGAUUAAAUCAUGAUUGUUGGAGCUACAGCAUCAAAAAGUAGUCCAAUCUGUUGGAAAAAUACAUAUGUGCGAUUGAACAAUUUGCAGAUGAUAUAGGGUAUUAUGACCAAGAGUCCAAGACCACAAUUAGUUGAAUGAACGGU